Messenger RNA from Pundamilia nyererei, 2371 nucleotides. RefSeq lists its product as uncharacterized. The transcript has 10 exons. The record is from RefSeq and is a predicted model, not a curated record. Lineage: Eukaryota; Metazoa; Chordata; Actinopteri; Cichliformes; Cichlidae. The coding region runs from base 226 to 1182 and encodes 318 amino acids.
GAGGAGAGCGUGAGAGAGAGGAAGAGAGAGAGAAAGCGGCAAGCAGAAAGCUCAUAGCUAAGGAGCGAGAGCAGCAUCAGAAGAAGAGGAUCGCUUUAAAAAGGACAAAAUAAGGAAAAAACAAAAAAGGAAACUCACCAGUCCUGCUGAUGGUCAUACGUCAACUUUAAGUGGCUAAAAUCUCAGUGAGUAGGAGAGAGAGAGAAAAGUAAAUUCAUCACCACCAUGAAGCUGUGGAGCCGUGUCUGCUUCCUCGUUCUAGCAGUUUCUCCUAUUUGCCUGGGACAAAAUGGUGCAAGUCAUGUGCAACCCACUGGUACAGUUUCUCCUGUCCCCUCAAUCGCUGCCACAUACGUUUUAAAUGGAACUGAAAAUAAGAUGCAAAAUGACACAGACCCUGAGAGUACUACAGCAGAGGAAACAAACAGUAUGCCUGGAGGCACAGUGGCUACUACUCUAACAAGUACUAAUGUACCAACGAAAGAGACUACCAGCAUAGUCACACAAGGAGGAGCAGACCGUGGUGGUAAAAUGACUCAAAAGACACCAAGUACCAGCUCAGGAACUACAGCACCCCCUCCAGCUGGCUCGUCUGCAGGUUAUGUUGUCCUGGCGCUUAUCAUCAUAGUGAUUAUAAUUCUGUGUAUCAUCCUCUACCUCUUGAGGCGAGCCUCCAGGACAUAUUCAUUUGACCUCCAGCGUCCAAAUCCUGUUGGUCAUCUCAACCAGCCCACUGGCACCUUUGAGCCAGUCUACCUGGAUGAUCUGGAGCGACCGGUACCUAAAGAUAUUGAAGCCACCGAUGACCUUUCACCUCCACCGGUCGCUAAUGGCACGAGUCUACAGUCGGAGGAAAAGGACUCCACUGGAGAGAACGCUCCUGAGGAACAGCCAGAAGCAAACGGUGUGGAGACUUCACCCGCUGAAAACACCACUCCCUCACUGAGUAGCGAUGAAGCUGACAAGAUAUCCAACCCACCAAGCAGUACCAGCCUUUUCUUUGAUGCUAUUGGGGAGCAGCAGAAUGAAAACAACAACAACCCAACAGUUUGCUCCAGUGACCCAUUUGUUGAAAUAAACCUGGACGAGCCGGCAUGGUGUGAUCAGCUCCUCAAUGCUUCUGAAGGUUCUUCCUCGGUCUUCCCCUUCUCUCCAUUCUCCUUAUCCUCCUCUUCCUCUUAGCACUUUGAAUGUUAUCCUCUUCCAUCAACAUAUAGGCAGAGACUGUCUUUUGUAGCACAUGGACAUGAGCACAACAUGUGUUUUUUUCCCAAAGCUAGUAUGGAUUGUGAAGUGAACAACCAAGGAAUUAACAUCUACCUGUAAACAUGAAGCUAGCUUUAACUGAUUUCUUAUUGUGUUUUUAUAUGUUUUUGUUCAAAUUUAUUGGUCUCAUUUAGUAUUUUUUCUAAGACUAUAUGAAGGACUUUAAACUGAUUUUAAUUGAAUUGUUUGAAACUGAGCAAUUUGGGAAGCUCAAAGAGGCAGUCCAAAAUUGCAUCGAAGAAAAAGAAGGAUUGAAGAAAUGUUAAUCACAACUUUUCCUGCAUUUAACUGACUUAUUAUUAUUGUUGCCUAACCACACUGCAAACUUCAUACCAAAGGAAGUAAAAUAAGCAAGGUGGCUUAUUUGUGACAUCUAGACUAAGCAAUAACGCCUGAGCUUUUUUUUUUUUUCCAAAUGUCAUCACUUCAUGAGCGUAUAGAUUGGCUGCAGUUCCUCUCAGAUCUAACAUCCUUUGAAGUAGGAUAAAGUUUUCUCAGAAGAGAUGUUUGGUUUUCAGUCAGAUUCUUUUUGGGGAAAUUAGUGUGUACAAAGUACUCAUAUAGGAAACAGUUGAUUAACUUUUUGUACAGUUUAAUAUUGCAAUAAUAAGUUAUGGUUGUAAUCCCAAGACGCAAAUGGACAUACACAAGAAUGAUGCUUCAUUUGGGAACCACAUCUCAUUACCAAUAAACAUAAAACUAGCUUUAACGCUUCCUUAUGAUUUUUUUGUUUGUUUUAUACAUUAUCAGCACAUCAAACUUAAAUCAAAUGAGCAUUUGAUGUAGCAUUUUUCUACUUCAUUUUAUUUACUAAAGCAUCAUAAAACAAGAUUAAAGUUAGCUUUAGCAGCGACAACAAUUAUCGAUGUAGGCUAGUUUCCCCUAAACCUACAGGGAGAUUUGUGAAAUCUCUGAACUAUAAAAAUACACUCUGUGUCAUAAUUGCUGUAAAUAUUUUUGUACACGAUAUAUUUUUUUUAGUAGAAUACUGUGAAUUAUUCACAUUUAUUCAAGUUCUAUAUUUUAAUUUUGUGACUCUGAAGGUUUCCAUUCUACUAGAUGUUUAAAUGCUUUCGUUUUUUUUGACCUACAUUUAUUUUGUCAU